ACUGAGCCAAGACGAGGGAGAAGAUUGAGACAAAUCUCAAGAAAGAUACCCGUUGAUGAAGACGCUACUCUGGAGGAUGAGGAAGAACAAGCCAGCAGUUAUUCUGAGGAUUCAUCUGGAAGCGACGUGGAGUACACAGACACACAGCGAGGCAGUACAGGUCCAAGAGGAGGACAAAUGAAGACUGCAGGGCGGGGCCGAGGACGUGGGAGGGGUCGAGGGCGUGGUAGGGGCCGGGGACGUGGCAGGGGUCGGGGACGUGGUAGAGGAAGAGGUCGAGGCAGAGGUCAAGCCUUAGAAAACUCAGGUGAAGAUAAGACGGUGGUUCCAAGCAGACAGUCAGGAAGACGGAGGAAACAAGUAGAGGCAGAGGUGGAGGAGAAGUCAGACGAAGAGGAGACUGAGUCUCAAGUCAAGCCUCAAACAGCAAACAAUUUUAGUGAAGCAGACAACAAUGAGUUCAAAGUUCAGAUUUCAUUGUGGGAGGUUCAGUUCCGAGAAAGUGGCUUUGCCAAGUGCUCCUUGUGUUACUGCAGACGACGCUCUAUGGAGUCUAUGCUGGGACACUUUAAGAAAUGCUCUCUCAAAACGCCUUCCAGUUAUAUCUGCCGUCAUUGUCAGAAAGAAGUGCAAUCCUCAGCUGGCCUAAAAUAUCACCUGAUGACCACACAUCAUGACGUGCUCAGUUCAGACAACAGUGCCUCCGAUUCUAAAGAGCUGAAUAAAGCUGAGCUUAGGAUGAUACUGAAGAGGAUGGGUAAGAUAACAUGUCUGAUCCAAGGAUGCUCCAAGAGCUUCACAACCUAUCAAGGCUUUCUCUAUCAUCAGAAGACAUGCGGUAAAGAAGCGGAACAAUUCAUCUGUGAAAUAUGUGCCAAGGUGUACCACAGUAAAGGAGGGUUAAUUUAUCACAUGAAAGCCAGCCAUGGCCCCCCUCCUGAGGAAGUCACUCCACCCGACAAGCCAGUUGAGACUGACCUGGGCUCCGAAAGGGGCAAACGAAAAGCAGCCCAGAGAGCAAUAAACAACCUGCAAAACAUGAAGAAGGAAUUGGAGGACGAUGAGAGCACCAACCAGGCAGCCAGGCACCUCACCGACAAAAUGAAGACCCUGUACAGGACUCCAUCCAAGAUGCCAACGAGUAAGGAGACUGCGAAAUGCAGCCUUGCCAUAGAGAAUGGGGAAGAGGUUGAAUGCACCUGGGAAGGAUGUGACCAAAAGUUCCUGAGUUGGCCUUUAUUCAAGUCCCAUUACACCACGUGUUGCAAGAAUCCAGACGCUGAUAGUGGGCAGUUUCUAUGCUUGGUGUGCGGUAAAAUGUUGGCACUAUGGAAGUCAAUGCGAGUUCAUAUCAUCGAAAAACACAAGGAGAAAAUAAAAGAAGUAGCAAGUGACGUUGAGUUUGAUGAGAGUGAGGAUGAUGAUGAUGACGAUACAGAUUAUGAGGAAGAUUCUGACGAUAAGGAAGGAGACAGACGCAGGAGAACCUAUGGACCUUAUCUAGGAGACAGGGCAUCAGGAAGAAUCGAAAGGUGUCAACAGGAAAUCAAACGUAACAUCUCAUUGCGUAUCGCUCACUUCAUGAAAUUAGCUUACAAUGAGAGAAGAAGAAGGUUUGGUUUGUUGGACGGUCAGACUCAUGUUAGUCGAGAGAUUUCCAUUGAUUGGUCAUCCUGGAACCAGCUUACCCAAAGUGAAUCAAAGCAAUAUUUACCAGAGGUUGGAGACUCGAUCAGAUUCACAGUAGGCUCAGGCCGGACUAGAAGAGAACCGUCAUCCUUAGCAUUGUUUGAAGUACUUCCCUCUCAGCCAGGGUGCAAAUCCAGCCUGAAUUUCUACGUCGGUGGUCCAGUAUGGAGUUUAGCAUGGUGCCCUCGCCCACCCAGCCAGAGCAUUGUAACUGAAUAUGCUGCUAUUGGUUGCCAUAGAUCAUUUGAUGAGUGUCAUUUAAUCAGUAGGCUUUAUACUCAACCUGGAGCCAUCCAGCUCUGGGCGUUUGAGCAUCUGCAACAACUCAGCAAGCAGGCACCUAGUUGCCGACUCGUCUGCUGUCUGGCACAUGAAUACGGCUGCAUUUGGGAUAUGAAGUGGUGUCCGUCUGGUUGCUGGCAAAAUGAAACAUCGACAAGUUACGGCUCUGAGGACGUACACGACCUGACAGAAACCAACAGUCGGCGUCAAACAGCACCAGACAGCAGUAAAAAAGACAAGACAUCGGUAGAUACCACUAGCAAUCAGGGAACAACAGUAGAUACUGGCAAUCAGCAGGAAACAGCAGUAGACUCUAGCAAGCAGCAGGAGGCAGCUGCAGAUAGUAGCAAGCAGCAGGAAACAACAGUUGAUGCUAGCAAGCAGCAGGAAACAGCACUGAACUCUAGCAAGCAUAAAGAAAUAGCAGUGGACACCAACAGCAAGCAGGGAACAGUAGUAGACACUAGCAAGCAGCAGAAAACAGUAGUAGACUCUAGCAAGCAGCAGGAAACGGUAGUGGACUCUAGCAAGCAUCACAAACCAGCAGUAGACCCCAACAGCAAGCAGGGAACAGCAGCAUACUGUAGCAAGCAGCAGGAAACAGCAGUAGACACUAUCAAGCAGCAGGAAACAGCAGUAGAUGCCAACAUGAAACAACAAUCAGCAGCAGAUAGCAACAUGCAGCAACAAACAUCUCCAAACAGCAGCAGGCAGCAACAGGCCACUGGGGCUAGGAAUACCCAGCAUCAUGCCAACACUAACAGGCAGCAGCAAGACACUUGUAGGCUGCAGCAAGACACCAACAGGCAGCAGCAAGACAGCAACAGGAUAGGUGUAUUAGCCUUAGCUUGUUCAGACGGCACUGUGCGUAUUCUCAACAUACCAUCCGCUGAGCACAUACAACAGCUGAGGAAUGGAGCUGAAUCUGUCCCUCCAAGUGUAUUCAGCUUAAAGCCAUCCCUGACAUUAUGGACUGGACUGGACCCAUCUGGGAAGGUGUCUGCAUCAUUUGGUCAGUGUUGGUGUGUUGAAUGGGUGCCAGACAAUGGGCACACCAAGAUAGCUGCUGGCUUCGCAAAUGGUUGUGUAGGGCUAUGGGAUGUGAGCUGCCGAUCAUCCUUACUGAGGGUUCAACCCAGUAACUUGUUACCCUUCUUAGUCGUUGAUUGUCAUAGUUCUAGAGUCUCAAAACUCUCAUGGUGUCCAUUUGAUUCCAACUACCUGGUAACAGUCUCUCCAGAUAGACAAGCCAAGUUCUGGGACCUACGAGACCCCAAUGAACCAGUGGUCUCCUAUGGGCAUGGACUGUGUACAGAUUGUACUUGGUUAGAUUACUCAUGUGGACUUGCAGUAACCACUGAUGUUAUGAGUCGAUCACUCAACAGAGGAACUUGUUUCUGCACAAGAUCAACUGCAGACAAUAUCAAGAUCGUCUUCUCCAACUCAGUUUGCACAGAUUGGUGUGUGAAUUCUUCAGAUUGGUUACACUCUCUGCUGAUAAGCAAUGACGUUGGAAACGUCAGUCUCUGCUUACUCCCUGAAUUGACAAACUUUGAUGCAAUGAAACGGAACGAGUUCAUGGGACGGAAAUGGCAUGUGUUCAGCAGUAACCUUCAUGAAAUGGAGUCUGCUGAUAACAUGGCGUCCAAGGAACCUAAUCCAGAUGCAGCAGAGACAUCAUCAUCAUGUGACACAUUGACCCCACUGGUUCCCUGUCAAGCAGCAGAUACACAUGUUGAUAGGGACAAUCUCACUGGUACCCAUCAUGAUACUGGUACGCAUUAUGAUACACAAGCUAAUGAUGAAAACUUCACUGGUUUACGUAAAACCACAAAUAUUGACGGGAACAUUCUCACCGGUGUCAAUCAUACAACAUCAAUUAAUACACAGACUAAUGGGGGCAUUUUAACUGGUGUGCAUCUCAAAUCACAUUCGAAUGUGAACAGUUUAACUGGUGCCCCUCACAAUUUGCAAAAUGAAGGGAAUAAUCUCACUGGUACCAAUCAUCACACACACUCUGAAAGGGAAGACUUCACUCUAAUACGUCUAGACAAACAUGAAGGAGUUGUAGAAUGUCCAUUACCGAUGCAAGAAUCCUGUUGCCAAGUCCGGAGGCAUAACUCGCCAAGCAAUGCGACAAAGACUAACGAUAAUGCUGCAUCGGGCCAUGAAGCCCAGAUUCCCGAGUUUGAAAACUUUGAUCUUGAGUUGUCAGACACUUGCAAAGACGUUGAAAAUAUGACCCAAGAAAGUAUUCUCCCACAAGAAAAUCUGCAAUCAGCUUCUGAGCGGGAUGAUCGCAAUUGUGAAAGCAAAGAAGAUGGUAUUGUGGUAUCAUCUGUAAGCUGUGAGGCUAAUGGUUCUGAAAAACCCAAGGAGGGUAAUGUUAUAUCAUCUGUCAGUCAGGAGGCUGAUGGUUUGCAGCGUCACAGUGAUGAAGGUACUUUAAGAUCAGCAACGAGCCAAGAGGCUGAUGGUUCUAAUAUACCUCAAGAGGGUAUUGUUUUAUCAUCUUUAAAUCAGGAGGCUAACGGUCCACAUUGUCACCAAGAUGAGGCAAUGAGCUGUGAGGCUGGUAGUUUGCAACCUCAACGUGAUGAGGGUACAGUAAGAUCAGCAGUGGGCGGUGAGGCUAAUCGUUCUGAAAAACCCCAGGAGGGUAAUGCUGUAUCACCUGUCAGUCAGGAGGCUGAUUGUGUGCAACGUCACCAUGAUGAGGCAAUGAGCUUUGAGACUGGUAGUUUGCAACCUCAACAUGAUGAGGGUACAGUGAAGUCAGCAAGGAGCUGUGAGGUGGGUGGUUCUGAAGUACCACAAGAGGGUAAUUGUGUAACAUCUAUUAACAGUGAGGAUAGAGGUCCACAAGAUCACCAUAACAAGGCAUUGAGCUGUAAGGCUAGUAGUACGCAACCUCACCAAGAUAAGGGUACAUUAUUAAUAGCAAGGAGCAGUGAGGCGGUAGGUUCUGAAGUGCCUAAAGAGGGCAAUGUGGCGUCAUCUGUCAGUCAGGAGGCUAGUGGUCCACGUAGUCACCAUGAUGAGGCAAUGAGCUGUGAGGCUGAUGGUUCUAAAACACCUCAAGAGGGUAACGUGUCCUUAACUGUUAACUGUGAGACUAUGGGUCCACCACGUAUCCAUGAUGAGGCAAUGAGCGGUGGGGCUAAUGUUUCCAAAACACCCCAAGAGCGUAAGGAGGUAUUAACUAUGAGCAAUAAAAGACAUAGACUAGCCUCCAAGUCCACAAGAAGUAAAAUACAAGACACAUUAAGGACUACUAAGGACACUAAAGAUGAUGAAUGUGAGGAAGAGGGAUCAUCGGAGCAGCGAGUUGAAGUGAAGUGGGGAACAUCCAAGACAUUUAAGGAGUACAUGGAGAAGAUGUAUAUCUCAUUUAAUGAUUCGCUGAUGGAUGAUUUUGGGAACCCUGACUGGAAGAAAGAGAGCUUUUCGAGCCAGCCUCCUCUAUCAUCCUUUUCUCAGAGCUCCAGGCAGCGAUCAGCCGUUGCAAUUCACAAGGCUUGUUGCAACCCCAACCUAGGCACGCAUACUUGGCUACUAAGCGGUGGACAGAGUGGUAUAAUGAGACUACAUUGUAUUGAUGCAUUGAAGAGAACAAAGACAACCAACGCUCUUGCCAGUCAUGCUACACAAGAAUAACAUUCAACUGUGGGUAAUAGUCAAAGACCAGGGCCCAAUAAGCCAUUUGUGAGUUAGAUUUCAAUAAAAUGUCUGGUAAAAUGACUUGCUUAUUAGCAACAAAUGUCUCGCAGCAGAGGGAUCACCCAAGAGGAUUUUUUUUUUUUUUUUUUUUAAUAUCAAGGAAUAAACCAUUUGGGAAACUGAUUUUCAAUGAUUUUGGACGAAUAAAGCAGGACUUGCACCUGCACAAAUAUUUCAAAAUACCACCUUUAUACCAUCUUACCAUUUAAGAUAUGUGCAGUUCGAUUAACAUAUAUUUUUUCAACCUUACACAUGACAGAUUGUUCACAGAUUUAUUUAAUUUUUGUAUCAGGGAUAAAGAAUAAAAUUGGUUUUUACCUUUACACGAUGUGUAUUAAAUGCUGCAUAAUCAGUACUGUAUCGAGUUCUGUGAAAAACAAAACCCAAUCCACAGAUAAAAUACCGAACCCACGACCUUUGCAUAGCUAGAGCAGAUAUCUUACAACUAGACCACCACCGAGCUAGCCUUAUGGCUAGAGACAGCUCCAACCCUUAGCAUUGGGUAAUGCAAACACUGAUUUUCUUUGUUUUCAUCAAGAAUGAAACUUUAUUUCUUUGAAGGGUGAAAAUAAAUGUAAAACUUGGCAGUCAAGCUGUUGAUGCAUUUACUCUCUAAUAUGAAUGGUUGUGGGUUCGAUUCCAAUCAAAGUAGCUGUUGAUUUUUGCCUGCCAGAAAGACCCUGGAACGUACAAGGUCGCUCUUUUUGUAAAGAAAGGUUACAUGGUCGUAACAUGGAACUUCAAAUACUUUCAUUGACACAUAGAAAUUUAUCUCGUUUGGCGACUUGUUUUCAAAACUUUUGUUUAAAUUAAUGGACAAUCAUUAAUGACAAUUAUUUGAGCAGUUAAAAUAACUCCAAAGCUGUUUAUAACUAUAAAUUGUUUUACGCCCCCCCUCCUCCCCCACACACUUCAAUAUCCCUUUUAUCUCAUUAUUUGAAACUUAAACUUUGAGUUUAAUAAAUAAAUGAGAACAGAUUUUACACUGAAGUGGUACUGAGUUGUAUGUUUAUUUUAUUUGAAGAUAAUUAGUUACUUUUUAUCGAGCAAAAUAAUUUAAUGUUCUUCUAUGACUCAUGCUCUAUGUAUAUACCGUUGAAAACUCCUUCACCAUAAAAACAAUAUUUGGAAAAAGACAGAUUUUUUCAAAACUGUUUCUUUAUUGUUUGCCCCAUCAUUCCCAGUCAUAUUAUACAAUUGAAGAUCAGACUUGCUGUUAGAUUCCAAUGGGUUAAUUUAAACAGUGGGCUGCUUUACCUAAGGUAGAGGCAGUGUAUACACUUUUGAUAAUUAUCCAAACAAGUAUCCUCACUUAGUCCCUUACAAGAAAAACUUAUAAGAAUCUUAUAGGAUUCUUAUAGGAAUCAAAGAUAUGACAAAAUUUAAAGAAUUCUAAAGGAAUCUUACUUAAAUCCUAUAGGAUUCUAUUGACCCCUUGCACUCACGUCACACGCGGUGACUGUGCCACGCUUGCGUGUAAAUGCCGCGUCGCCUAUAAUGCGAACUUCACUGAAUAACGCACAGUGACAUUGCCCACCAGUAUGGUGGUUCCAAGAUUAUUCGAUGAUGACUUCAGGUGAAUUGGGUUUUUGCCUGUAGAUAGGACUUGGUGUAAUGAGAUAUGCACAAAAUAACAAACCUGCAAAAGUUUUGCUCAAUUGGUCAUCAAAGUUGCAAGAAAAUAGUGAACGCAAAAACACUAUUUGUGCACUAGAAUUGUUUGCUUCAGAUGCAUGAUAAAGGCUUCAUGUUAAUGUAUACUACUUCUGAUAUCUUGCCCAGACAAAAUGGUUAAUAAAGCCCACUUAAUUGUCCAAAAGGUGUAGAAAAUGAAACAUUAAUACAGUGCAGACGUUAAAACUUUAUUUUAAAAGAAGUGUUUAAAAGAUUAUAAAUGGCAUUAAAAAGUAUUCACAAAAUAUAAAGAGGCCUACACGGUUGAAGGUAAAGAGUAAAUGCAAUACUUUUAAAUACUGAAGAAAAUUGCAUCUAAACAUAAGUUAACAAUGUUACACACCCACUGUGUCAAAUCAGAGACUUUGGAGCACUAGGUGGCAGUAGACGAACGUAGAUCUCAGUGUACGCACAUUUCCGAAAACAUUGGAUUUUCCUAGUAAGUCUGCUACCAUUUAGUGUCACCAACAAGUAUCCCAUUAUCUACAUUAUAACUUAUUAAUUAAGGCAUUUUUAAAAAUACCAUUUAAACAUAUUUUGUUUCUAACUAAAAACAUAUUUACAUUUUUGAACAGGGAACAUGUUUUCAAAAUGAUCAACAAACUCUUACUUAGGCCUAACAUUACAACUUUAAUAACUACUCAACACUAUUGCUGUUAGAAUUGUGUACAAGAAUAAUUAAAGAUGGUAUAUCCACGGUUUCUUUUUCGGAACGCAUAUUCAUUCUGACCCCACAAAUACUUAAACGCAGUGGACACUAUUGGUAAUUGUCAAAAACUAGCCUUCACAGUUGGUGUAUCUCAACUUAUGCAUAA
This is a messenger RNA of Asterias rubens (European starfish), 8180 nucleotides long. RefSeq lists its product as uncharacterized. The record is from RefSeq and is a predicted model, not a curated record. The coding region runs from base 178 to 5628 and encodes 1816 amino acids. Gene Ontology annotation, molecular function: protein binding. Gene Ontology annotation, biological process: transcription by RNA polymerase III. The transcript has 23 exons. NCBI's taxonomy places the organism in Eukaryota, Metazoa, Echinodermata, Asteroidea, Forcipulatida, Asteriidae. Gene Ontology annotation, cellular component: transcription factor TFIIIC complex.